This is a messenger RNA of Peronospora belbahrii, 903 nucleotides long. The record is from the annotation of a GenBank genome assembly. NCBI's taxonomy places the organism in Eukaryota, Oomycota, Peronosporomycetes, Peronosporales, Peronosporaceae.
AUGCCGUUGACUGCACGACCUCGAGCCUUCUCGCAUCAAGCGCUUAAAUGGCUCGAAGAGGCGUCUACGAAUCAACGCACGUCUCGGUCAAAUAGUUUGACGUCCAAUUCGUUGCGUUUGUAUGGCCACUCGUACCUUUUGCCUACGCUAACGCUGCCGAAAGGGAACAACAAAGACGCUGAGAACUCGCAACAGCUUUUCCAACCUGCCAGAGCUAAUCAUCGACCCACGCCAGUGGUAUUGGACCUCCACCAAGUCUCUAGUAAUGGCUCACCACAUUCGCAUUCAAUCAAGAAACAUGAGUUGAGGAAUCAGGUCUUGCAGCUACAGAAAGCUGGAUAUAUGGUUGUAGGCAUCUCUAACGCUAGUGAAGACGUGAAGAGGACUGCAGCCGACCUCGAAUUACCCUACUUUAUAGGUACGAGGCUGCGACAGGAGCAGCGGAAUUUUGGAGUAGAUGUUGGGGAGCAGGAGGAGAUUUCUACCGCUUCUGAUGCAGCAGCCGUUUUCGUGGAAGAGGAAAAGUCUGUUCGUGUACAUACAGUAGCAGAUCCACUUCCACCAAUGGUAGUGACCCAUCCGGUGCGCUCAGGACAACAGAUUUUUGCGCAAAAUAGGUCACUCAUAGUACUGGGCAAUGUGAGCUCCGGCGCCGAGGUGAUGGCGGACGAGGACGUGGUGGUGAUGGGUGUGCUCAAGGGCCGCGCUCUCGCUGGUAUCGGCGGUAAUGUGCGCGCACGGAUUGUCUGCCACAGUUUUGACGCAGAGCUUAUUUCCAUUGCACAUUGCUUCACGACAUGUGACGACGUGGAGCAGAAUGAGACCGGAUCGUUGCAGCUACACAAGCCCACGACUAUCUCGCUCCAGGAUGACCAACUAUUUUUUGAAUCGUCGUCGCUGUGA